Messenger RNA from Linepithema humile (Argentine ant), 5955 nucleotides. RefSeq names its product double-stranded RNA-binding protein Staufen (gene stau). The record is from RefSeq and is a predicted model, not a curated record. NCBI's taxonomy places the organism in Eukaryota, Metazoa, Arthropoda, Insecta, Hymenoptera, Formicidae. Gene Ontology annotation, molecular function: mRNA binding; double-stranded RNA binding. Gene Ontology annotation, biological process: germ cell development; anterograde dendritic transport of messenger ribonucleoprotein complex; intracellular mRNA localization. Gene Ontology annotation, cellular component: plasma membrane; neuron projection; neuronal cell body.
UAGUCUACAGAGUACUUUUCUUUACUGUUUGCCAGUAGCCGUGCCGAGGGCCUGGCGGUGUUCGCUUACGUUGUGGCGGAUCUGUUUCGCUGGAAAUUUCACCGUGUCGUCCGACGCGUACCAAAUUUCCGUGAAAUAGAACGAACGUGACCGGAUUGUCUAUAUAGGUUUGUAAGAUGUUACGCCACCAACAUCACACAAUGCAAAAUCAGCUUCGAGAUCAUAAUAGGAUGGCAGGACCGAUGCGGCCUAUGCAACAGACUAAUAUGCCCCAGCUACAUCAGCCACAGCAUUUGCUGCCGCAUCGCAAUCCACAUCAACAGAUAUUGUCUAUGGCCCCACAUCAACAGCAUAUGCAUCACAUGCAGCACCCUGGUCCCUCACAUGGAAAUCCGAGACAGCCAAUGAUGAUGAGCAUGAAUGCGCACAAUACAAGUAAUACCAUGGUUAGCGUUAGCAUGAAAGAUCAAGCAAAUACAGUCUCUGUGACUCUUCAGAACGUGCAGCAGCCUCAAUAUCAGCAUCAACCGCAACAGCAGCAUCAGCAACCGAACAAUCAGCAGAAUCAACCUACUCAGCAGCAGCAGUCGCAGCAACAGCAGCAACAAUUACAGCAAUCGCAGUCGCAACAACAACAAUCGCAACACGUGUCGCAACAACCAAACAUGGAACAACCAAAAGCGGUAACAAACGAUGUCAACGGAGAGUCGAGAGACGAGAAUUCGUCAAAUCAGAAUCAUGCCAACACGACUAAUCCAGCUUUGGCAAACAUGAAAGAAAAAACACCUAUGUGUUUAUUGAACGAGUUGGCGAGAUUCAAUAGAAUUCAGCAUCAAUAUAGACUGACCAACGAACAGGGACCGGCGCACAAAAAGAGAUUCACGGUGACGCUGAAACUCGGCGAAGAGGAAUACGUCGCGGAAGGUCCCAGCAUAAAGAAGGCACAACAUAGCGCAGCGACCGAAGCGUUAACAAAGACUUGGUACCGUCAGCCUCCGCCUAAACCGACUAAGGCUAUGAGAAUCGGGCAUCUGGGCAAAUGUCCAACGGGUUCUGGACAUUUACCACCCACCGUCGAAUUGAACGCACUAGCGAUGAAACGAGGCGAACCGACUGUUUAUUCAUUUCGACAAGCUCCACCGGCCGCAUUGCAGCAUCAAUUUAUGCCGCACGGUUUUGGUAACUUUCCGCGCAUGUACAAUCCACGACUCACGUAUAAUCGCGGGGUUCACACGGAUCUUCAAGGACUGUAUCUCGUCACUUUGAGGGUCGGCGAACGUGAGUUCACGGGUAGAGGCUUGACCGGGCAGGCGGCACGCCAUGAUGCGGCCAGUAGAGCUUUGGAGCAACUGCGUCAGUUGCCGCUUCCGGAAGAGGUCACGAGUGUCAAUAAUGCUACCGAGAACGGUGCGCUGAGCGGUAUCGACGAUCCGAACGCCGAGUUGAAGAGUCCGGUGUCUCUGGUUCACGAGACUGCUCUGAAGCGCGGAUUGCCGGUCAGCUUUGAAGUGAUAUCCGAGAGCGGUAAACCUCAUAUAAGAACCUUCAUGACGAGAUGCACCGUCGGCGACAAGGUCACUAUGGGAGAAGGAUCUUCGAAAAAAGUGUCGAAGAAACGAGCUGCCGAGUUAAUGUUAGAAGAACUGAAGCGUCUUCCUCCAUUACCUGCCACCAUACAGAAUCGAUCGAUGCGGGUGAAGCGUAAACCACCGGCGACGAAGAAGAAAUCCCGUAAUUUAAUCAAAGUUUAUCAGGAGCCUCGUUCGGAAAGCGAAGCGUCGGAGGAAGUCAAUCCGGUUUCUCGAUUAGUUCAAAUUCAGCAGGCCAAACGGGAGAGAGAGCCGAUUUACAAUCUGAUAGACGAGAAGGGCGCGCCGAGACGCAGAGAAUUCGUUAUGGAGGUGACGAUGGGCCAGCACUCCGCGCAAGGAAUCGGACCUAACAAGAAAUUGGCGAAAAGAGCCGCGGCCGAGGCUCUUUUGGCGCAUUUAGGAUACAGCAAGCCGUCGCCGCAACCCGCUAAACCGUCCAUAAAGACGGGCGAGAGCGAGAACACGGAAUCAAAACCCAGAAAAGUAACGUUUCUCGAGGACGAACAAGUGAACGACACUCAAUCUCAUUCGGUAGGAGGCACCAUAGGUCGCCAGUUGGUACCUGGCCUCUUGCUGGUUGACGGAGGUCAAGAAUCUAAACUGGGAAACGGACCCAGCGUACAAAUAGUCGCUGAAGAGUUGCGCGGACAACAACAGAAUACAGCCGGUGUUUCGCCCAGGGAUCAAUUGCACUAUUUAUCUCAGUUAUUUCAUUUCAGCGUAGAGUUCAGCGAUUUCCCCAAGGGGGUGUCUAUGAACAAGGAAUAUCUAUCACUCGUGUCGCUAAGCACAGAUCCACCGCAAGUUUGUCACGGUAAUGGAGCGACAAUAGCUCAGAGCCGCGAUCAGGCGGCGUUAAGGGCGCUUCGUACUCUCAGUAAAUUAGGACUCGACAAUGCCUCGAAUGCUGCGCAAGUGAAGAAAGACAAAGGUGCGUCAGGUGAUGGAAUCCACAUUAGCAUUCAGGUUAAAAAUAACAUUAUGGACGGAGCUAUUGAUAAGUAACUGAAUAGCACUUAAGACUCUUAUUACAUAUAUGAUGUUGAGUUAUAUUAAUGUUUCUUUAAGACACUGCGGAAGAAGGUUGAUUAAGCUUUCUCAUAAAUCGUUUCUUUACAAGAAUGGAUGAAAAAUUGAUUACAAUUGUCAUUUCCAUAUAUUGACAAAUAUAUUAAUGUUUUAUAUAAAUUUUUAUACAUCUUGUCAAAUUCUAAUUUUUUUAUAUUUAAUUUUUAUCUAUGCUGCUAUACAUAAUAAUUUGGCUGUAUUUGUAAUUGUAAAAAUUUGCACUUGUCUAUCUUAAAGAAGAUCUUGUGAGAAAUUUCCGAGAUAUCUAAUGAGAUAUUUAAACAAAAUGUGCUACGAUUUAGAUGUAUUCAUCUUUUGUGCGUUCAUCGCUUGCUUUAUUUAAAUAAAAAAUUAGACGGUGAUCAAUUUUAAUCAAUUUAUAUACAAUCCUUCAAGUUCAUUAUCGACAUAUAUACAAGAUUCUCCUAAUCUUUUGCAGUGUCUUAAUUACAUUGAAACGCCGUUCAAGCACCAAUAAGCGAUACGUAUUUAGUAAUUUUUUCAUCGUGUGAAAAUUCUUUCGCUUAAAGAAUGAAAACUCUGAUUAGUCGCGCUAGGAGAUUGCCGAAUAAUUUUAAACAUCUAUGACUGUCAGAAAUCUAUUAUCGACACAAUGUAAAAUUAACGAUGAAAUUGUUGAAUUUCGGAGAAUUAUUAUUGGUGCUUGAUCGUGAUUGUGACCCUAGCAGUGACAACUAUAAUUGCUAUAUUUAUUGUGACACUUUCAUUGAUGGGAUCACAAUCGCAAAACAUUUAUCCACGAUAAUUCAAAAUGGUCAUUCUCCACGAUAAUAAAAAUUGGUCUAUGAUCAUGUGAACACACUAUACAUAAAUUAUACGACCUGGAGAUGAAAUGCGACCAUCUCUUAAUUUCUCAAUUGAAUUCCUUGGCUUUCUCAUCGUCAUCGUCGUCAUUAUCAUCAUGAAUCAUCAUGAAUAAAGAAUUAUGUCUUAUUACCUAAUACUAAUGCACGAAUUAAGAAUUGUAAUAGUUUUUAUUUUUUUUUUUUUUUGUAUUUGUUUGCUCUCGACUAUCUCUGAAAUCGAUUAUAUUGUAUUGCAUUUCUUUUGUUCCAUAUAUUGAACAAAAAUAAGUUAAAAGCUUUGAUUUCUCUUAAAUCGCAUAAUCGUUGAUUAAAGUAACAUCCUUUUCAAAGCGAAUUCUGGUUACGUGCGUCAGAGACACACAUGUUGAUUGAACCGUUUGUGUGUGAAAGAUUAAAUAUUAGCUAAUAUUUAAAUUGGUAAAAUAGGUAAUGCGAUAUACAUUGUCCAAAAAGUCCCAAUUUGCUUUUCUACGGGGCCAGAAGCAUUUUGGGCUUGCACAUUCAUGUAAAAUCGUAAAAUAUUGAGAAAUGAAGGAAAAACAGAAAUUUCUAUACAUCUAUCGUUCGGAGGUAAUGAUAGAUAGUAUCGGAAAUUUCGGUAAAUUUAGAAAGAAAAGGAAGGAGGUAAUAAUUUAAGAUUUGUCCCAUUGCGUCAAAACCAUUACAAAAUUAUUUUAUUCUCAUUAAAGGAAAAUCCUGAAUCGCGAAUUUUGUCUGGUUGAGAAGCGAAGGGAAUAGAAAUUUCCGUACAUCUAUCGUUUCGUAAAUGGACAGUGACGAUACGUUGUAUCGGAAAUUUUGAUAAAUCUAAAGAGAAAAAAAAAACAAGACAAGAAGGUAAUAAUUCAAAAUUUGUUCCGUUGUGUCGAGACUAUUGUAUAAUUGUUUUAAUUUUGCUAAGAAAUAAUCUUGAAACAACGGUGAAUUUUGCAUUGCUGCCGAAAACAAGUAAGAAUACUAGAGUGGAAAAAAUUCAAUAAUGGAUGAAGAGAAACAUUGAGAAACGGUACGAACUCUGAAUAUUCAUCGAGUUUUACUUCCAGAAUAAAAUAGUUUCGUGUACUUUGUACGCUAGUAGACACAAAAUGUGCAGAACAACGCCUUUUCGUUGGCAGCGUAACGAGCGGAGCUUUGUACCGACUUUCUCAACCAAACUGUUUUCUAUUCAUUUAUAUCGCAUACGAUUUAUUGAACAACAAAUACAAGCGACUAGUAAAUUGUAUUAUUGUUCAUUAAAUCCGCAUAUUAACUUGAUAAUGCCCGAUGCUCGGUAUAUUGAAAAUUUGUAAUGAUCGUUCGCGACUCGAUUCAUUUGUCGAAAUUACACAUCCGCGAAUUGUAUGCAGUUAAUUAAAAGUUAAUUGACUCGAAGAUUGAUCGAAAGAUAUACUUCCUGAAAAUUUAUUUAUUGAUUCUUGGAAACUCUAGUUGGGUCUUUUUUGCCUGAUACUGAUCGCGCGCUUGCAUAAGUGCGCCUUGUUCAUGUGACAUUCAGUAUUAUGAGAUACAGUGGUAGAUUCCAUUAUAUAUACACACAUAUAGUUUUUCAAGAGCUGAACAGAAAGAGAAGAAACAAAUUGAACGCAUCUGGUGUUGCACAUGCUGCAAGAAAAACAACUUUCAUGCGCGUAAACUGUAAUGCCAUAUAAUUAAUAUUCACGAUAGAUAAGCGAAAUGAUGUAACAAUUUACCGAGGUAUUGGAAACGAAAUCCUGUAACACUUUGAGGAGAGCCCGCUUGCGUUUCGUAAAACCUGAACGUAGGCGCAUUGGUGGUCCGCAAAGUAUUAAGGAAACACAAGUCGAUGUAUCGGCGCUAGUUAGACAAAAAGAAAUAUUAAUUUCAUGCAUUCUGGUAUUUUGUUUCAAUACAGUCACACAUAUACAAACGCUACGAAAAACAUUUGCUUACCCUCGAUUAGAAUUAGGAAGAUUGUGUAAUCAUUAUUCAUUCGAUAUCUUAAAAGUUGCUACUUCACUUUUGUAAAAUAUAUUAUACUUUUCACUUACAAUUAGUUGAUCAGAUAUCGAGCGCAGAAAAAAAAUGCACUCGAUGUAUCAUAAAUAGUUCAAUUACGUUAGAUUUAUGUCUAAACAAGUGAUUUGUUCAUACGCUGUAAUGUAUAUGCUGUAUAAAAUACAGUUGCGUAAUACGAGUCCUCAGCAGCCUUCUUGAAAAAAAUCAUUGCUUCUCGAACAAGUCGGAAAGAAAUCACACGACGAAGUUCUAAUUCGAAAAUUAUACGACGUAUAGGAAUCUACUGCUUCUCUCUAUUCGCAUCAGUUUGUAUUUGAGAAUGACAAACAAUUGUAGAAAGGUUUCACACAUAUGUAUAUGCCUUUUUACUAUGCGUUUCAAAUAUACGCAUGACAAGGUGGCACACGAAUCUUAGAAUACGUUUUACCCAUCCCUUUUAUUUACUCUUUUCAGAGACUCUCCUGUUUAAAUACAUUACCAUUUAUCGAGAA